AUGAAUGAGUGGAAAAAAAAUGACAAUGAUGGUUUACCACCUUAUGAAGCAGCUAUAGGCUCUAACUCCAACAAUGAUGGAACUUCACAAGCAGCUAGCAGAAUGGGACCUUAUCCAUUAUCACAGCCAGCGUUCAAUCCUACAUAUAUGCCUCAAACUGCCAAUCCCGUGAUGUCAGAUCCUUCUGCGCAGCACUCAGGUCCUCAAAUACCAGUCAUUGUUGGUGUCCCUAUAUUUGGUCCUCAUUCCUGUACAAUGACAUGUCCGAGCUGUAAUAAAUCUAUUCUUACCGAAACACGCGACCAUGCUGGUAUAUUUGCAUUCAUAAUUUGUGGAAUACUACUGCUUUUUGGGUGCUGGUUUGGUUGUUGCUUAAUUCCUUUCUGUAUUAAAGAUUGUCUGGAUGUGGAUCAUACUUGUCCGAAUUGUAAGGUAUUAUUAGGAUCUUACAAGAAAAUUUGA
This is a messenger RNA of Thelazia callipaeda (thelaziosis nematode), 462 nucleotides long. The record is from the annotation of a GenBank genome assembly. NCBI's taxonomy places the organism in Eukaryota, Metazoa, Nematoda, Chromadorea, Rhabditida, Thelaziidae.